Messenger RNA from Miscanthus lutarioriparius, 1035 nucleotides. Lineage: Eukaryota; Viridiplantae; Streptophyta; Magnoliopsida; Poales; Poaceae. The record is from the annotation of a GenBank genome assembly.
AUGGGUAAAGAGAGACCCAUUUCUUCAUUUUUCAAGAGAAAAAGAGACGAACCUAUUGUUGAGGAACCACUGAUUCCUGCCAACUUAGUUGAAUUAGAACCAAGGCAAUAUGAAGACCAAGCAGAUGAAGGUGAACCUAUUGUAUUUCGGGGAAUUGAAUUCCUGCAGCGAGAUCCAGCAUUACGCCGACAAAUUUGGGAGUAUCCAAGUAACCAACAAGAUGAAGUACGACGGGCAUAUUUGAAGUUAGGUCCAAUGCAACCUAAACUUAAAAAAUACAAGGGUUUUGGACCGCAGGGUCAUAAGCGCCAUUUCCAGUACAAUUGGUUUAGUGAUUUUCCAUCUUGGCUGGAGUACUCAGAGACCAAUGGUCGUGCAUAUUAUCUUUUUUGCUUCGUGUCCAGCAAAAAUAUAAAGAAAAGAAGUGGCUUUGAUGUCUUCACAGCACAAGGCUUUUACAGCUACAAGAAAGUUAAUAAUGGCAAAAAUUGUGGAUUCUUGGUUCACAUAGGAUCUGAUCCUUGCUCAACACACAACAAUGCAGUCACGGAAUGUCAUAACCUGUUGAAUCAACCAAAUCAUGUUGAUAAUAUUAUCGAGGUGGCAAGCAAGCAAGAGAAAGAAAGAAAUCGUCUACGGCUGAGAGCAUCAAUUGCAGUUGUCAGAGGCCAUGAUGAGACACCUCAGUCAAAAAAUAGAGGGAACUUUGUUGAAAUAUUAAAACUUCUUGCUGAAUUUAAUCCUGAAAUUGCAAGUGUUGUGCUAGAGAAUGCUCCACAAUUUGCAAAGUACACAUCACCUGAUAUCCAAAAGGAAAUCUUGAGUAUUUUUGCAAUGAAAGUCAGGAAGCAUAUACGUGAGGAAAUCGGGGAUGCAAAGUUCUCUAUUCUUGUGGAUGAAACAUGUGAUGUUGCAAAAAGAGAGCAAAUGGCAAUUGUUUUCAGAUUUGUGGAUAAUGAUGGUAUUGUACAAGAACGGUUCUUUGACUUGAUACAUGUGAAGAACACCAAAGCACUAACAUUGAAGAAAGAAUGA